GUUAAAAGUAGAGUCCACUAGUCAAAGAAAGUAAAUAAUCCACACGGUAUUUAUUGUAGACGUGAGCACAGAGAAUAAUUCGUAUUCUUCGUCUUUCGUCCACCACCAUCUCUAUUUUCUUCCUUUCCCCUAAGUCUUGGUUCUUCUUCUCUCUAAUACGAGAAGAAAAAGGCGAAAACCUCGCCAAUCCGAUUACGCGAAAAAUCAAAGGUUUUUGGAUAUGGCGUCGAAGCGGAUCUUGAAGGAAUUGAAGGAUCUCCAGAAGGAUCCACCUACAUCAUGUAGCGCAGGUCCUGUUGCUGAAGACAUGUUUCACUGGCAGGCAACGAUAAUGGGUCCUUCAGAGAGUCCUUAUGCUGGAGGUGUUUUCCUUGUAACCAUCCAUUUCCCUCCGGAUUACCCAUUCAAGCCUCCUAAGGUGGCCUUUAGGACCAAGGUGUUCCAUCCCAACAUUAACAGCAACGGUAGCAUUUGCCUCGACAUCUUGAAGGAGCAGUGGAGUCCUGCGCUCACCAUUUCCAAGGUGCUGCUAUCGAUCUGUUCUUUGUUAACCGAUCCAAACCCGGAUGAUCCUUUGGUGCCCGAGAUAGCUCACAUGUACAAGACUGACAAGAACAAGUACGAGUCCACUGCACGAAGCUGGACUCAGAAGUAUGCCAUGGGCUAAAUGGAAAAUCCCACCUACUAAAUUAUCUCUUUAUGAAGAAAAAAAUCUGCCUUAAUUUCUAUGUAUGAUUCGAUAGACAUCUCUUUGUGUCCUUUUAACUUUCUGAAGACAGGACCAAAUGAAGUGGGUCUUGUUUUAAACGAAACAAAAAAAAACAUCAUCUUUGUGAAAACUAGAAUCUGAUCAUCUUCUGUUGUUUCUUCUUGUGGUGAAAUUAUGAUUUGAUGUUUUCGUUGUGUGAUGAGUUGCUACGAGUUGUUCAAAUUUAUCAAACUAGUCUUCAAACUUAUCCAACUGGUCUUCAAACUUAUCCAACUGGUCUUCAAAUUUACUCUGAGUUAAUCGUUGUGGCCA
Molecule: messenger RNA, 1021 nt
Organism: Arabidopsis thaliana (thale cress)
Lineage: Eukaryota; Viridiplantae; Streptophyta; Magnoliopsida; Brassicales; Brassicaceae
Gene: UBC10
Product: ubiquitin-conjugating enzyme 10
Exons: 5
Coding region: 221-667 (148 amino acids)
Biological process (GO): protein ubiquitination; ubiquitin-dependent protein catabolic process
Molecular function (GO): ubiquitin conjugating enzyme activity; ubiquitin-protein transferase activity
Source: RefSeq, marked reviewed